AUGGUAAAUAAGGACAAGAAUCAGAAUCACCUGGGACAAGAAGUUUUACCACAGAAUCAGCCUAUAAGCCUGAUUGUAAACUGCAGAUCUAUUGUGGACAAAAAAUUAGAGUAUGAAAAUAAGGUAACAUCAACAAACCCAGAUAUUAUAAUUGGAACCGAGUCUUGGUUAAAACCUAAACAUUUUGAUAAUGAAAUUUUCCACCCAGACCUUGGUAAAUACACCCCCUACAGAAGAGAUAGGAAGAAGCAGGCUGGGGGAGGAGUAUUUAUUGCUGUUAAAAACUGCAUUAUAGCACAAGAAGCUACCAACCUCCAAACUGAUUGUGAAAAUCUAUGGGUCAAAAUUGAAAUGCAAGGUUCCAAACUACUGCUUGUUGGUUCUUACUACAAACCUAAAGAAAAUGACCCCUAUAGCCUGGAUGAGUUCAAUAAAUCUCUAUCCAUGGCUACAAAGUCAAAUGCAACAGAAUGGGUAGGCGGGGACUUCAACAUGCCAAAACUUGAUUGGUCAAAUAUUACUCCAACCCAAGACUGCAAACUUCAGUCACACUAUAGAGAUUUUAUUAACAUUCUUUUUGAUAAUAACCUUACUCAAGUAGUCAAAGACCCAACCCGAGAAAACCAUAUCUUAGAUCUGUUCCUGACAAAUAACCCCUCCAUUGUAAACAGAGCCAACGUAAUCCCAGGUAUCAGUGAUCACGAUGCUGUUCUGGUCGACACAAAUACCUCCGCCCGUAUAAAGCUCCAAAAACCCCGUAAAAUCCACUUAUAUAAUAAGGCAGACUGGGACGGUCUUAUGUUACAUAUGCCCAACCUUCAUGAUUCUCUUACCAGGUCAAAAAGUUAUUCCAACAAAUCAGUGGAAAAGUUAUGGCAAACAAUCUCCAGCUCAAUUGAGGAAGGGGUCAAUACUUUCAUCCCAUCAAAAUGGUCAUCCUCCAAAAAUAAACUCCCUUGGAUCAAGGUCAACCUCAAACGUCUAUACAGGAAAAGGAACAAAGCCUACAAGCAGUACAAGAGCCAUAACUCAAAUAAAUCUAGAGAAAAAUAUCUCAGCAUUAAAAAUCUCUGUAGAAAAGAAACUAAGUUAGCCUAUCAAAAUUACUUAGAAGAUAUACUAAACAUUAACAACAACAUCACUCAAGAACAUGAACAAACACAAACCAGACCAAACACCAAAAAGCUAUAUUCACUAUUAAAACACUCAAAACAAGAUUCUUUUGGCAUUGACUCACUAAAAAAAACACAAUAA
Messenger RNA from Ruditapes philippinarum (Manila clam), 1254 nucleotides. RefSeq lists its product as uncharacterized. The transcript has 2 exons. Gene Ontology annotation, molecular function: catalytic activity. Lineage: Eukaryota; Metazoa; Mollusca; Bivalvia; Venerida; Veneridae. The coding region runs from base 1 to 1254 and encodes 417 amino acids. The record is from RefSeq and is a predicted model, not a curated record.